Messenger RNA from Paramecium pentaurelia, 699 nucleotides. Lineage: Eukaryota; Ciliophora; Oligohymenophorea; Peniculida; Parameciidae. The record is from the annotation of a GenBank genome assembly.
AUGGAUUAUCUUGCAAUAGAUAUCACUAAAAUAAUACUUACACUCUUUUUUGUUAAAUUAUGUUAUUCUUUCUUAGGCUUCUCUCAGUUUGAUAAUUUGAAUUCUUAAAUAUUUAUAUUUUGUUAAUUUAAUGAUAAAAUUCUGAUAAAAUAUAUAUUCAUUUACUUUGAUUCUUCAGCAUAUCAAAUAUUAUAAUUAUUAAUUAACAAUCUAACUUAAAGGUAUAAUCCUAAGCUAGAUGAUUUAAAUAAAAGCAGUUUAAGAACAAAAACAAAAAAUUAGGCACAACCUAUAAUCGUUUGUUAUGAUAGUAAGACAAAAUUGCCAAUAGAAUUAAAAUAAGUUUAAUAUACAGUUAAUAUAUAACCUGGUUUAGCAGUAGCGCAUAUAUGUUAAAUCUAUUCAACUGAAGAAAACAAAGAUCAAUGUGAAUUAGAAUACUUGUUUACAAUAGAUUAAAAUUCAGCUGUUACUAAGAUGAUAGUUGAACUCGGAGAUUAAAAAGUUUAUGGAGUUAUAAAAGAAUUAGAAGAGGCAAAAAAAGAAUAUGAAAAGGGAUUAUAAGAAGGAAAGACAAUGGUGUUAAGUUAAGAAGAUUCAAAAAUAUCAAAUAUCAAAAAAGUUAAAAUUGGUUAUUUGAAUCCCAUAAAUCAUUAAAAAUUUAAUUUGAAUACACCCAACAAUUAUAAGUAUUUCUGA